Cuscuta campestris is the source of this 2418-nucleotide messenger RNA. The record is from the annotation of a GenBank genome assembly. NCBI's taxonomy places the organism in Eukaryota, Viridiplantae, Streptophyta, Magnoliopsida, Solanales, Convolvulaceae.
AGCAGAGCACCAAACCAAGGAAGGAACAUCCUUUGAUCCUGAUUCUAACGUAUAGAUAGAAAUACAAAUCGUAGAGUCGAGAAUAUGACGGAUCCGAGUGUUUCCAAUUUCACAAUUCAAGAACACAUUCGUCGUUGAUAUUAAUUGCGGCCUACAGCUGUAUUAACGAGGACCAAAAACAAAAAAACAAAAAUCAUUUCAAUUUCAGUCUUUCCCCCCUUUCUCGUCCUUCUGAAAUUCCCCAAAUUAUUUGCUGUUCAAUCUUUCCCUCCACAUUUUCACUCUCAUUCCCAAAGUCUUGAAUGAAAACCCUCCCAUCCCUCUCCUCCCAUAUCCAUUUCUUCCAGAACGUUUAUGCGAAUUUUUGAGUUCCGAUGGAAACCCAAUCCUCAGAAACCCUAGAAGCUCCGUCUCGAGAACUCAGUUGCCCCGGUUCGCCCAAUACCCGGCCCGGAUCUCCGAUCACUUCGUCCGGUGAGGUCAAUGUGGACUCUGGUAGCACGCCGGAUUCCGAUAAUAUAUUGGAUUGGGAUGAUCAGAUGGAAAGAGAAGUUCCUCAAGACGAGAGGCAUUCAAUCGUGGGCGGGGGAUUUUCUAAUCUGGGCAAUACCUGCUUUCUAAAUGCGGUUUUGCAAUGCUUCAUGCACACAGUCCCUGUUAUUGAAGGCCUACUAGGUCUCCAUCAUCCGUCUCCUUGUGAUGGCUAUAUUAAAGAGUUCUGUAUGAUUUGUGCUCUAAAGGAGCUUGUGGGAAACUUAUUUGCUUCCGAUGGCAGUACUGUCUUCCCUUGGAAACUCGUCAACAAUUUAAACUACUUUUCAUCUAGUUUCCAGCGUUACCAACAGGAAGAUGCUCAUGAAUUCCUCCAGUGUUUUCUGGAUAGACUUGAAAGCUGCUGCAAGGAUACGAAGCAGAAGGAAUCAAUGCCCCCACAAUAUGUCAACCUUGUCACACAGACCUUUGGAGGUCGCCUCGUUAGCAAACUACGGUGCUGCAAUUGUGGUCACUGUUCUGACACGUACGAGCCCUUGAUUGACUUGAGUUUGGAGAUCGAAGACGCAAACAGCAUUCCUGCUGCUUUGGAGUCUUUUACAAAGGUUGAAAAUAUUGAAGAUCUGGAGACAAAGUUCACAUGUGAUAAUUGUAAAGAACAAGUGCUGGUUGAGAAGCAGCUUUUACUGGAUGAGACCCCUUCGGUAGCUGCAUUUCAUUUGAAGAGAUUCAAAAAUGAUGGUUCUGUUGUUGAGAAGAUUGACAGACAUGUUGCAUUCCCACUUGAAUUGGAUUUGCUUCCAUAUACUGCUGUAAAGAAUCAAGGAAGUGAAGGAGAUUCAAAAUAUUAUCUUUAUGCUGUUUUGGUGCAUAUUGGAUUCUCAUCUUGUUCUGGGCACUAUUACUGCUUCAUCCGUGCUGCUCCAGAUGUGUGGUACAAAUUUGAUGACUCCCAGGUGACCUGUGUUACAGAAGAUUAUGUCAUGUCUCAAGAGGCAUACAUUCUUUUCUAUGUGAAAUCGGGCAUUCCAUGGUUUUCAGAUUUUAUCGAAACGCAAAAGCUCUCUAUAUUCAAACCCGUCUUUAACACUUCUCCCAAGUCAGUCCUAGAGAACGUGGAUGCCACCACCGUCCCACCACGAACGUGUAGCAAUGUUGCUGACAUGGCAUCACCAACAAGGUUUUGCGAAGAGAACCAUGACAACUUCAAGGAAAGCAAAGAAAAUGUGGGCCCACAGAUGAUGUCCCCUCCUGCAUUUCCUGUUGAAACAAGGUACUCGGAUGCCUCAACUUCUGCAGAAGUUGAGGUAAUGCUUUCUCCAUCUCCACUGAGAGAGAGGAGCAGACAGUAUAAUGGCAUUUCUAAGCUGCGUGCGUAUAUGACUCCGAAAACACCAACAAGAUCUCCAAGCCCAGAUGAUAUAUACAAAGAUGAAUCCCCCGAAAAUGUCUAUUCAAUCCCUCGCGGGCAUUUGCGUGUGGUGGAUCAGAGUUCUGGUCGAAAAAGAGAUUCCCAGAAGGAAGCAGAGGCAGACGAGGAGAGAAAGCAUGCACUUUUGCUGGUCAAGAAGACAGUGCGCGGCUCAAGAGGGCAUCAAUUAAUGGCUGCUCUGAGAGGAACACAGAGCGAAAGCUCUGUCGACAAGAAGAGGAGAAGAGUGAUCGCUUCUCCCCCACUCAAAGAAGGCAGCAACAGUUCUAACCCUUUUCACAAAUCCCGUCAUCCAUCUGGUUCAUCACGUCCUAUAAUAGCCAGUGGCCCUAGAUGAAUUUCAAUUUCACUUGUACACACCAAUAUAUAUAAUUAGCGAAGAAGCCCACCAGUCAUUGAAUUGUCUGGGGAGUUUUGGUAUUAUAGAAGAGAUCGUAGCUGAUCAUUCCAGAAAAAAACAGUUUUAGCUUUUAGAGUAAAUUGAAUUGUUUAGG